AUGCUUCGCCAAACAGCCACAUCCACGAUCCGUCCACUCACUAGAGUCCUAAGAUCCACCGCCCGUUUCGCUUCCACCACAAGCAAACCACAACCCACCGAGGUCUCCUCGAUCCUCGAGGAAAGAAUCCGCGGGGUCGCCAACGACACUAAUUUGAAUGAAACUGGGAGAGUCUUAGCUGUCGGGGAUGGUAUCGCUAGAGUCUUUGGUCUAAAUAACAUUCAAGCAGAAGAAUUGGUCGAAUUCUCCUCCGGUGUUAAGGGGAUGGCUUUGAAUUUAGAACCAGGUCAAGUCGGUAUCGUCCUUUUCGGGUCCGAUAGAUUGGUUAAAGAGGGUGAAUUGGUUAAGAGAACGGGGAAGAUUGUUGAUGUCCCCGUCGGUCCUGCCUUGUUAGGUAGAGUUGUCGACGCAUUGGGGAACCCAAUUGAUGGGAAGGGCCCAAUUAAGGCUGAGAAAUACUCAAGAGCUCAAGUGAAGGCUCCAGGUAUCUUGCCAAGAAGAUCUGUUCAUGAACCUGUACAAACUGGGUUGAAAGCUGUUGAUGCUUUGGUCCCAAUUGGGAGAGGUCAAAGAGAAUUGAUCAUUGGUGAUCGUCAAACGGGGAAAACCGCCGUUGCUUUGGAUACUAUCUUGAAUCAAAAAAGAUGGAAUAAUGGUAAGGAUGAAUCUAAAAAAUUGUAUUGUGUUUACGUCGCCAUUGGUCAAAAGAGAUCCACUGUGGCUCAAUUGGUUCAAACUUUAGAACAACAUGAUGCUUUGAAAUAUUCUAUCAUUGUUGCUGCUACCGCUUCUGAAGCUGCUCCAUUACAAUAUUUAGCUCCUUUCACCGCUGCAUCCAUUGGUGAAUGGUUUAGAGAUAAUGGGAAACAUGCUUUGAUUGUCUAUGAUGAUUUGUCCAAGCAAGCCGUCGCAUACCGUCAAUUAUCCCUAUUAUUGAGACGUCCACCUGGUCGUGAAGCUUACCCAGGUGAUGUCUUUUAUUUACAUUCAAGAUUAUUGGAAAGAGCCGCUAAAAUGUCUGAAAAGGAAGGUGCUGGUUCAUUGACCGCCUUACCAAUCAUUGAAACUCAAGGUGGUGAUGUCUCUGCUUAUAUCCCAACAAAUGUCAUUUCCAUUACUGAUGGUCAAAUCUUUUUGGAAGCAGAAUUGUUCUACAAGGGUAUCAGACCUGCCAUUAAUGUCGGUCUUUCCGUCUCUCGUGUCGGUUCCGCUGCUCAAGUGAAAGCUUUGAAACAAGUCGCUGGUUCUUUGAAAUUAUUCUUGGCUCAAUAUAGAGAAGUUGCUGCAUUUGCUCAAUUCGGUUCCGAUUUAGAUGCUUCCACAAAGCAAACUUUAACCAGAGGUGAAAGAUUAACUCAAUUAUUGAAACAAAACCAAUAUUCUCCAUUAUCUGCAGAAGAACAAGUUCCAUUGAUUUACGCAGGUGUCAAUGGUCAUUUAGAUAAUAUUGAAUUAUCAAGAAUCGGUGAAUUCGAAUCUUCAUUCUUAGCAUUCUUGAAAUCAAAUCAUGAAUCCAUCUUGAAAGACAUUAGAGAAAAGGGUGAAUUAACCAAGGACUUGAUGGCUUCUUUGAAAUCUGCCACUGAAUCAUUCGUGGCCACUUUUUAA
This is a messenger RNA of Naumovozyma castellii, 1608 nucleotides long. It is a transcript of the gene ATP1, whose product is annotated as F1F0 ATP synthase subunit alpha. The record is from RefSeq and is a predicted model, not a curated record. Bases 1 to 1608 code for a protein of 535 amino acids. Lineage: Eukaryota; Fungi; Ascomycota; Saccharomycetes; Saccharomycetales; Saccharomycetaceae. The transcript has a single exon.